AAUGCGUCAAUCAUUCCUUGUGCUGCUUUUGGGUUUUCUAGUGGCCGUUUCUGUCACUUCAGCCGGUAAAGGAUUAAAGGAACGAAUCCAGCGAAUACCGAAUCCCAUUACGUCAUUUUGGCGUGGUUUGAAAGCAGGAAGUAGCAAAAUCGAAAAAGCCACUAACCGAAUCGUUGGAAAUAUCGGGCACACCCAGUCUCCAGAGCCUCGGAUAACAUUGGAGCCUUUGGAAGAAAACAAUCCAAGCAACAAGGAAAUAGUUAGCGUUACCAGCUCGUCACAUUCAUCGCAGAACUCCAACGGCCAAGGCACUACGACCUAUUCGCACAACUCGUACACCUCAACCGUCGACGGAGAAGUUGUUGAAUCGUCCUACACCAGUUCAGCUAAUGGACUGGCCAACCAACUAUAUAAUCAAAACAAAAUCAAUUCCUUCAAAGGCACAAUCGUCGUUCCAAUUUCUUCGAAUCCAGAUUACAAUAAAAAAGUAACCGUCAAAUCACCCAACUUCCCAUACGGGCGUUCCACUCCGGUCACCAGUACGUGGAAUGUUAAAGUGAGGACAAACUGCCGACGAGGGUUGGUUACGAUGAAAAUUGACGAACUUAGUCGGCUGUCAGAUGAAGAGGAAUGUUCCGAGGGAUUCUAUAGGGUUUCACCUUUCAUGAAACAAGCCAAAAUCUGUGGUCGCGUCGACACCGUUCCACCAUUCCAAUGGUACGUGGAGGGUCAAGAACCAGAAGAUGUUACCAUUAGCUUGAAACACAAUGGACUUAACGAUGGGUAUUCUGAAGGCUUGGGUUUCAGUCUUAAAGGUGAAUGUCUUCCCAACGAUUUUGAUAUGACCAGAGGCAAAGCCUUGAAAUCCUAUAGCAGUUGGCUGCAACAGCUGUACAGAGACUCUGCAACUUACGGUUUUCCUACUGUGGUAAUACCGGGUUUCAGUUUGGCCAACGUUGCUUUGCCAGAAACAACUACUGAAGGGGACUCGACUGAUUCGUUGUACAUUGCUCCUCCUCUGCAUCAUGGUUUCGAGCCACCUAUACAACCAAUAUCUCCAGACCAAUUAUGGAAACCAACAUUGAAUCUCAACAAUCCGACGAAUUUGCCGAUUGUCUCAACUACUUAUGCAGAAACUACUCCAGCAGCAGUCACUUCUGUUAUUCAAACGUCAACUAUUUCCCAGCAACCGCCGUUACCAGAAGAUGCCACAGACUAUUCCAGUAAUGAUAGUAUGGAAAUGUUACAAGUACCAAACGUCCCUGUUGAUGAAGACCUGGGCGAUGCAAUUUCGUAUAUUACAACGAUCUUGGAGAAGCCACUCAAGGCACGUAAACCAUUACCAAAGCAGUAACACUAUUUGACCUACAAAACAUAGCCAUGAAAGUUCCAGUUGAUUGAGAAUUGAUAAUCUUUAGCUAGACGUUUGCAAUCAACGUCUAAACUUGUUAUAAAGUUGGCUUAUGAUGUACUCUCACUUUGUAUAAUAUCACGCUUCA
Messenger RNA from Daphnia carinata, 1499 nucleotides. RefSeq lists its product as uncharacterized. Lineage: Eukaryota; Metazoa; Arthropoda; Branchiopoda; Diplostraca; Daphniidae. Bases 2 to 1354 code for a protein of 450 amino acids. The record is from RefSeq and is a predicted model, not a curated record. The transcript is spliced from 6 exons.